AUGUGUAGCCCUGCUGCGGUGACCAGGCUGCUCCGAUUCACAGUUCACCACCGCCAGACACUUUCAGUGGCGCUGGACGGCUUUGUGUCUGGUGGUCGGAGGUUCAAGUCCGGAGCCAGCAGACAAUUAGGACAACAUUUGCAGACAACGAUAGAAACAACUCCGGAGAAGUACAAAACAAUAGACGAUCUACGUGGACCAAGUUUGGCCACGACGGUGUAUUGGCUGUUCGUGAAGGGAUAUGCAGAUAAGAGCCAUGCGAUGCAGGUAAAAUGAAUCCCACAUUAAUCACAGUGCCUCGGUUAAUCACAGUGCCUCGGUUAAUUUCUGCUACUCUUUCAUCCAAGUAUGGGAAGGGUUGACGGGUCUAGCUAAAAAUAAAUGUUUUUCGCAUGAAGAGAGGAGUUGCCACCACACCCGUCGCUAUGCUUGUGCCCCCCCACACACACACUUGAGGGAAUUUAUUAUUAAAUAUACGUACUGUAGGCUAAUAAUUAUUGUGCCCUGCCCUCCCAUGCAUUUCAUAUGCCCCCCUUAAGACUGAGGUCUGGCGACGGGUCUGGUUGCCACAUUUAUCUAAUAAACCCUUUUCCAUAACGUUAUCGAGCGAAUUAAGGAAUAUGUACGUCAUUUUUAACGACAUAGGCUAAGAAGCGAAAUUCGAUUUUCCAUCAAUUAUAAUUCUUGCGAGUUUAAGAAUAUGUUCAAAUAAAAGGUAAAUCGCUCUUAUUCAACUCUCCAGAUCAUUUUCCAUCAAUGGAUGUCGAUUUAACUGGUUUUGACUGCUAUAAUUAAGCAAUAAUGCCCGAUGAGGUGUGGUAUAUGCCACAAACCCUUGAGGUGCCUUAUUGCUAUUAUAAAACAACGUAAUUAGAACAGUAAAAAAAGUUUUUUUGUGUAAUUCCUGUGGUACAUGGCAUUGACGUCACCAGACCCGGGCCUUCGGGGCUUUAACCCGGUAUGAUUUUGUCUCAGCCCCGAGUCUUUUGCCCUGCUGGGAUAAUGUAAAACAAACUAGGCUACACCUCAUUACACACUGCAAUGAAUACUCCAAUCAUGAGCCCUGGCCUGCCCUGACUUUUUAGUGCUGCCUAAAACAUUUCUGUGUACCCCAUGAUGAUGUUAUUCAAAGUUAUUGUGUAGUAUACCUUGCAAACAUUGUGAAUUUUACGUUUUAGAAAGGAUUGUAUGCUGGUAUGUGCAUGUGUGUAAAAAUGUGAAGUUUUGUUACUACAGGGGGGUUGGAGGUGGUGUAUUUGUUUUUGUGUAAUUAAAUAGGUAGAAAUAUUGUCCUGUAGCUAAUUGACCUUGGAAUCUGUGAUUUAUUACCACAAAUAUGAUAAAAUCAUAUGAUAAAAUCAUGAUUUUCAGCUGCAAAAAUUCUGUAAUUCUUGGCAUUCUCUCAACCAGCUUCAUGAGGUAGUCACCUGGAAUGCAUUUCAAUUAACAGGUGUGCCUUGUUAAAAGUGAAUUUGUAGAAUUGCUUUCCUUAAUGCAUUUGAGCCAAUCAGUUGUGUUGUGACAAGGUAAGGGUGGUAUACAGAAGAUAUCCCUAUUUGGUAAAAGACCAAGUCCAUAUUAUGGCAAGAACAGCUCAAAUAAGCAAAGAGAAAUGACCGUCCAUCAUUAUUUUAAGACAUGAAGAUCAGUCAAUACGGAAAAUGUCAAGAAAUUUGAAAGUUUCUUCAAGUGCAGUCGCAAAAACCAUGAAGCGCUAUAGUGAAACUGGCUCUCAUGAGGACCGCCACAGGAAUGGAAGACCCAGAGUUACCUCUGCUGCAGAGGAUAAGUUCAUUAGUUACCAGCCUCAGAAAUUGCAGCUCAAAUAAAUGCUUCACAGAGUUCAAGUAACAGACACAUCUCAACAUCAACUGUUCAGAGGAGACUGUGUGAAUCAGGCCUUCAUUGUCGAAUUGCUGCAAAGAAACCACUAGUAAAGGACACCAAUAAGAAGAGACCUGCUUGGGCCAAGAAACACGAGCAAUGGACAUUAGACCGGUGGAAAUUUGUCCUUUGGUCUCGAGUACAAAUUUGAGAUUUUUGGUUCCAACCGCUGUGUCUUUGUGAGACGCGGUGUCGGUGAACGGAUGAUCUCCGCAUGUGUAUUUCUCACCAUAAAGCAUGGAGGAGGAGGUGUUAUGGUGUGGGGUUGCUUUGCUGGUGACACUGUCUGUGAUUUAUUUAGAAUUCAAGGCACACUUAACCAGCAUGGCUACCACAGCAUUUUGCUGCGAUACGCCAUCCCAUCUGGUUUGGGCUUAGUGGGACUAUCAUUUGUUUUUCAACAGGACAAUGACCCAACACACCUCCAGGCUGUGUAAGGGCUAUCUUACCAAGAAGGAGAGUGAUGGAGUGCUGCAUCAGAUGACCUGGCCUAUACAAUCCCCUGACCUCAACCCAAUUGAGAUGGUUUGGGAUGAGUCGGACGGCAGAGUGAAGGAAAAGCAGCCAUCAAGUGCUAAGCAAAUGUGGGAACUCCUUCAAGACGGUUGGAAAAGCAUUCCAGGUGAUGGUGGUUGAGAGAUUGCCAAGCGUGUGCAAAGCUGUCAUCAAGUCAAAGGGUGGCUAUUUGAAGAAUCUCAAAUAUAAAACAUAUUUUGAUUUGUUUAACACUUUUUUGGUUACUACAUGUUUCCAUAUGUGUUAUUUAAUAGUUUUGAUGUCUUCACUAUUAUUCUACAAUGUAGAACAUAUUAAAAAUAAAUAAAUAAAACCUUGAAUGAGUAGGUGUGUCCAAACUUGACUGGUAGUGUAUUUAUUUCAAUAGGCAUAGGCUACUGACUAAAAUCUGGGUUUAUAAUUGCAAUUCAACUUUGCCAUGGUUUGCUAAGCUAGAUGCAUAUAGCCCCAGAUAGGCCAACAUCUAAUUUCAGGGAAAAGUCCACAAUGAAACUGACAUUAAAUGUGGAGAAUUAUACAUUUGCAAUAGAGCUGUGACCAUGAUCAAAAUUGAUAACUGCAGCACUCUUUCAACCAGUGCUCUCAAUGCACACUACCCCCUCCGGCCCUCCACACCAUUCAUUCACUCAAUUACUCAAUUACUCAAUUACUCACUCAAUUACUCAAUUACUCACUCACACACUCACUCAGUAAGAGCCUGCAUGGUCACUGCCAGAUAGCAGCAGGUAACAGUGAAAUAUAUAGAUUUUUUAAAAAGAGAAAUGCCAUGGCGGCCGAGGUGCAAUUUAGUAGCAGAAAAACCUGCCACCCGCGACCAAUCCAUUUUCACCCGCGACAUCGUUUUCAAAGUAGCUCAUUUGGUGGUAAAAAGUUAACAAUGGCGACCAUGACGAAGACUCACAUAAACUUUGAAAGCGCAUACCAAGCAGCCACGCAAAAUGGUCUUGAGUGACAACAAAUCUGCCCAAUUAUCUGAUUUGCUUGAAAUACGCCCACUUCGGUUAAUCCGCCCACUUCGGUUGACACUCCACGUAUGCAGUUACCCAUGACUCCUUUCAUCGGCCUGGCGUUGAAUUUAUGGGUCCUAUCUUAAGGACAAUGAAUUGAUAAACAUUAAUUAGCGAUUGUGACUAGGUCGUUUACAGGUCAAUAAAAAGAAAGGAUACAUAUCCACCAGUAGCAAAACGUAUCACAUGUUAUCCUAAAUCAAGCUUCAUGCAAGGGGGAGGGGCUGAUCCAACUCAAGGUGUCAUAAAAAAAAUAUAUACACCCCCCUCCCCAAAAUAAAACAUAUUUUCACAUGACCCCUCCCCUUAUACUGUAAAAUAAAUUGAACACCUUCCCCCUCCAUAGAAUAAACUAAAAAUAAUGUUUACAACCACAAAUAACAAUAACUGUAGCGACCCUGUGUUUAUAAACGUGGAUAUCGACUUUGCCACUUUUGUGGCACAGUCGAUGCCACGCAGGGCUACUGGCCAGAAGGUUGAGGGUUCACUGACCACCACAGACUAGUUCACUCUCCCUGCCUGUUUCAUUACACUACGAUCAGAGCCGGCUGCAGACAAUGAUUAGCCAGGGGAAAUCUGAUUUUCAAAAUGUUAUGCCAUAUUUAUAAUUAUAUAAAAUAUAUGCAACAACAUUGUCCACCAACAGAUUUCUGUGCCAACCAAUAAACAAAGCAUACUGACUUCGAGCACUUCAAUAUCAUGGUUUGCGUUUUCAACAGAACAAUAAAUAGACUAUGUCAAUCUCGAUAAACAGAAAAUAGAUCAGUCCCUAACUUGUAAACUUACCCAGUGUCGAAGCCUUAACUUGACAAUCUCCGAAUGUAGGCAUAAUCAGUGAGACUGGACUAGCACACUUGCCUUUAGGGUGAUUAUAGAUAGGUUUCCAUCCAAUUGGCGACAGAUUUUCAUGUGAAUAUUCUAAAAUCUUCAUAAAAACAAUAUGCCAUUUCAGAGUUUCCUUGAGGAAAAUUUGGCGCCGGACAACAUGACAGGGAAGAUUUUAAUUUACUGGUCAUUUGAGAAAUGUUAUGGACAUCCAAAUGCAUUCAGAACCAACCUGGUGCAGCCAGCGCCAUCAAUAAACGAGGGAUGUUGGCCAAAUCAGCCACAUUUACGUGUCCUUAAAAAUCGCCUAUAACAAAUUACAAAAACACCAUUCCUUGUGUUUCGAUGUGUAGCAUAUGCAAAACUUUAUAGCCUAUUUUUAAGUUUUUUUUUUAGGCUACUUUCUAAAACAAUAAUUGUCCACCUCAUGGUUCAGCUGUCAGAGAUUUGAGCACUAAAUGCAUCAGGGCAUUGCAUGCAAAGGCCUAUAGGCUUAGGUAUCCACUGUAUGAUAUUAAUAUUUUAAUAAAUAUAUAUAAACUUAGCCAAAAAAGAAACGUCCCUUUUUCAGGACCCUGUCUUUCAAAGAUAAUUUGUAAAAAUCCAAAUAACUUCACAGAUCUUAAUUGUAAAGGGUUUAAACACUGUUUCCCAUGCUUGUUCAAUGAACCAUAAACAAUUAAUGAACAUGCACCUGUGGAAUGGUCGUUAAGACACUAACAGCUUACAGACGGUAGGCAAUUCAGGUCACAGUUAUGAAAACUUAGGACACUAAAGAGGCCUUUCUACAGACUCUGAAAAACACCAAAAGAAAGAUGCCCAGGGUCCCUGCUCGUCUGCGUGAACGUGCCUUAGGCAUGCUACAAGGAGGCAUGAGGACUGCAGAUGUAGCCAGGGCAAUAAAUUGCAAUGUCCGUACUGUAAGACGCCUAAGACAGCGCUACAGGGAGACAGGACGGACAGCUGAUCGUCCUCGCAGUGGCAGACCACGUGUAACAACACCUGCACAGGAUCGGUACAUCUGAACAUCACACCUGCGGGACAGGUACAGGAUGGCAACAACAACUCCCAGAGUUACACCAGGAACGCACAAUCCCUCCAUCAGUGCUCAGACUGUCCGCAAUAGGCUGAGAGAGGCUGGACUGAGGGCUUGUAGGCCUGUUGUAAGGCAGGUCCUCACCAGACAUCACCGGCAACAACAUCGCCUAUGGGCACAAACCCACCGUCGCUGGACCAGACAGGACUGGCAAAAAGUGCUCUUCACUGACGAGUUGUGGUUUUGUCUCACCACGGGUGAUGGUCGGAUUCGCUUUUAUCGUUGAAGGAAUGAGCGUUACACCGAGGCCUGUACUCUGGAGCGGGAUCGAUUUGGAGGUGGGGGGUCCGUCAUGGUCUGGGGCGGUGUGUCACAGCAUCAUCGGACUGAGCUUGUUGUCAUUGCAGGCAAUCUCAACGCUGUGCGUUACAGGGAAGACAUCCUCCUCCCUCAUGUGGUACCCUUCCUGCAGGCUCAUCCUGACAUGACCCUCCAGCAUGACAAUGCCACCAGCCAUACUGCUCGUUCUGUGCGUGAUUUCCUGCAAGACAGGAAUGUCAGUGUUCUGCCAUGGCCAGCGAAGAGCCCGGAUCUCAAUCCCAUUGAGCACAUCUGGGACCUGUUGGAUCGGAGGGUGAGGGCUAGGGCCAUUCCCCCCAGAAAUGUCUGGGAACUUGCAGGUGCCUUGGUGGAAGAGUGGGGUAACAGCUCACAGCAAGAACUGGCAAAUCUGGUGCAGUCCAUGAGGAGGAGAUGCACUGCAGUACUUAAUGCAGCUGGUGGCCACAGGGAUACAUUAUUCAAUUUCUGUUAGUCACAUGUCUGUGGAACUUGUUCAGUUUGUCUCAGUUGUUGAAUCUUGUUAUGUUCUGUGGCAGAUUAGGGGGUUGGGUCAAGACGUUUACACAGAUCAGACACGGACAGAGUAUGAUCAGCUCGGUUUCAAGGGUGUUUAUUAAUAAAAUAAUCAAAAAGUUAGGUCUCCCCCAUGAGACCCUCUCCAGGAUACCGUCUCCAACUACACGGAAGUUACCUUACUUCCCCCAGUCCUCUCUCAUGUGCUGCCCUUCUGGCAGCUUUAUGGGCCUUGCACAGCUGGUGAGCAAUUCUCCCUUAAUUACUCACCAGCUCCCAAUUAGCCCCAAUUAGUCCCGUCCGGGGAGACCUGGCAUGUCCAGUAGAUGGAGCCACUUCCUCGUGAUGUAUACUCCAUCUGUUACCAGGCCUCGACAAGUCUCCCCCUGGUGGCUGACCUGCUGUACGCCACAGUUCAUACAAAUAUUGACACGUUAAGUUUGCUGAAAAUAAACGCAGUUGACAGUGAGAGGACUUAUCUUUUUUUGAUGAGUUUAUAUACAGUGCAGUCGGAAAGUAUUCAGACCCCUUGACUUUUUCCACAUUUUGUUACGUUACAGCCUUAUUCUAAAAUGGAUUAAAUGAUUUCCCCCCCUCGUCAAUCUACACUAAAUACCCCAUAAUGAUAAAGCGAACAAAGGUUUUUAAGAAUUUAAAAAAAUCAAGAACAGAAACACAUUAUUUACAUAAGUAUUCAGACCCUUUGCUAUGAGAUUCGAAAUUGAGCUCAGCUGCAUCCUGUUUCCAUUGAUCAUCCUUGAGAUGUUUCUACAACUUGAUUGGAGUCCAGCUGUGGUAAAUUCAAUUGAUUGGACAUGAUUUGGAAAGGCACACACCUGUCUGUAUAAGGUCACACAGUUGACAGUGCAUGUCAGAGCAUAAACCAAGCCAUGAGGUCGAAGGAAUUCUCUGUAGAGUUCCGAGACAGGAUUGUGUCGAGGCACAGAUCUGGGGAAGGGCACCAAAAGGUGAGGUGACCAAGAACCCGAUGGUCGCUCUGACAGAGCUCCAGAGUUCCUCUGUGGAGAUGGGAGAACCUUACAGAAGGACAACCAUCACUGCAGCACUCCACCAAUCAGACCUUUAUGGUAGAGUGGCCAGACGGAAGCCACUCCUCAGUAAACGGCACAUGACAGCCCUCUUGGAGGUUGCCAAAAGGCACCUAAAGGACUCUCAGACCAUGAGAAACAAGAUUCUCUGGUCUGAUGAAACCAAGAUUGAACUCUUUGGCCUGAAUGCCAAGCGUCACGUCUGGAGGAAACCUGGCACCAUCCCUACAGUGAAGCAUGGUGGUGGCAGCAUCAUGCUGUGGGGAUGUUUUUCAGCAGCAGGGGUUGUGAGACUAGUCAGGAUCGAGGGAAAGCUGAAAGGAGCAAAGUACAGAGAGAUCCUUGAUGAAAACCUUCUCCAGAGCACUCAGGACCUCAGACUGGGGCGAAGGUUUACCAUCCAACAGGACAACGACCCUAAGCACACAGCCCAGACAACGCAGGAGUGGCUUCGGGACAAGUCUCUGAAUGUCCUUGAGUGGCCCAGCCAGAGCCCGGACUUCAACCCGAUCUAACAUCUCUGGAGAGACCUGAACAUAGCUGUGCAGCGACGCUCCCCAUCCAACCUGACAGAGCUUGAGAGGAUCUGCAGAGAAGAAUGUGAGAACCCCCCCAAAUACAGGUUUGCCAAGCUUGUAGCGUCAUACCCAAGAAGACUCUAGGCUGUAAUCGCUACCAAAGGUGCUUUAACAAAGUACUGAGUAAAGGGUCUGAAUACUUAUGUAAAUAUAAUAUUUCAGUUUAUUUUAUUUUAUAAAUUUGCAAAAAUUCAUAACCUGUUUUUGUUUUGUUAUUAUGGGGUAUGGCAUGUAGAUUGAUGGGGGAAAAAACAGUUUAAUCAAUUUGACAAUAAGGCUGUAACGUAACAAAAUGUGGAAAAAGUGAAGGGUUCUGAAUACUUUCCGAAUGCACUGUAUAUAGCCUAUAUAAAGGAAGAGAAGCUUAGGCCUAACCCCAGAGAGAUAGAGAUAUGCCGGUGGCAUGCUACGACACUGACAUGGCUACUGCGUCUGCUAUACUGAUAUAAACGUACAGAAUGAGGGUAAUUCGUACAUUUUCUAUCCAAAUAUUUUGUAUAAAGAUAAGCAUUAUAUUGUUAGGUUAUAGGAGUAACUCUGGUAGGCCUGAAACAGGCUUCUUCACCUCAAUCAAGUUCAACCUUCAUAUCAUAGGCCUGCAGUAGCUAAAGCUUAAUAAUAGCCACACCAUACCAAACAUUCACAAACACCAUACCAAACAUUCUAAACUUUAUUAGGGUAAUAUCAAAAGUAAGCUACGCCAUUGUUUAUAGGGAAAAUACGAGCAGAAGAGCAAAUGUAAACCUGGGAAAAAACGCACUACCCUCCCCUGUGCCACAAAAAAAAAAAAACACAACCCUCAACAAAGCAAAAAAAAGGUUUGACAACCCUCCCCUAUUUUGAAACACCCCUCCCCCACAAUACAUUUCGGUCUGUCCCUAAGGGCAUAACUUUGUGUUGCAUAUUGGGGGGGUCAUGGUUAAUGGGUUACAUGGUCAACACCCUUGAAGGGGGUGAAAUUGUUGUUUCUGGUGAUUUUUGAAGGGAAAAUACAAAUCAAAUCAAAUGUUAUUUGUCACAUGCGCAGAAUACAACAGGUGUAGACCUUACCGUGAAAUGCUUACUUACAAGCCCUUAACCAACAAUGCAGUUCAAGAAAUAGAGUUAAGAAAAUAUUUACUAAAUAAACUAAAGUAAAAAAACAAAAAGUUACACAAUCAAAUAACAAUAACGAGGCUAUAUACAGAGGGGACCGGUACCGAGUCAAUGUGCGGGGGUACAGGUUAGUCAAGGUAAUUUGUACAUGUAGGUAGGGGUAAAGUGACUAUGCAAGUCUAUGAUUUGGGUGACUGGAGUCUUUGACUAUUUUUCGGCCUUCCUCUGACACCGUCUAGUAUAUAGGUCCUGGAUGGUGGAAGAUAUGUACUGGGCCGUACGCACUACCCUCUGUAGCGCCUUACGGUCGGAUGCCGAGCAUUUGCCAUACCAGGCGGUGAUGCAACCGGUCAGGAUGCUCUCGAUGGUGCAGCUGUAGAACGUUUUGAGGAUCUGGGGACCAAUGCCAAAUAUUUUCAGUCUCCUGAGGGGGGAAAGGUGUUGUCGUGCCCUCUUCACGACUGUAUUGGUGUGUUUGGACCAUGAUAGUUUGUUGGUGAUGUGGACACCAAGGAACUUGAAACUCUCGACACGCUCCACUACAGCCCCGUCGAUGUGAAUGGGGGCAUGUUCGACCCUCCUUUUCCUGUAGUCCAUGAUCAGCUCCUUUGUCUUGCUCACAUUGAGGGAGAGGUUGUAGUCCUGGCACCACACUGCCAGGUCUCUGACCUCCUCCCUAUAGGCUGUCUCAUCGUUGUCGGUGAUCAGGCCUACCACUGUUGUGUCGCCAGCAAACUUAAUGAUGGUGUUGGAGUCGUGCUUGGCCACGCAGUCGUGGGUGAACAGGGAGUACAGGAGGGGACUGAUCACGCACCCCUGAGGGGCCCCCCUGUUGAGGAUCAGCGUGGCAGAUGUGUUGUUGCCUACCCUUACCACCUGGGGGCGGCCCAUCAGGAAGUCCAAGAUCCAGUUGCAGAGGGAGGUGUUUAGUCCCAGGCUUAGUGAUGAGCUUUGUGGGCACUAUGGGAUUGAACGCUGAGCUGUAGUCAAUGAACAGCAUUCUAACAUAGGUUUUCCUUUUGUCCAGGUGGGAAAGGACAGUGUGGAGUGCGAUUUGAGAUUGCGUCAUCUGUGGAUCUGUUGGAGCGCUGUGCGAAUUGGAGUGGAUCUAGGGUUUCCGGGAUGAUGGUGUUGAUGUGAGCCAUGACCAGCCUUUCAAAGCACUUCAUGGCUACCGACGUGAGUGCUACAGGGCGGUAGUCAUUUAGGCAGGUUACCUUCGCUUUCUUGGGCACAGGUACUAUAGUGGUCUGCUUGAAACAUGUAGGUAUUACAGACUCAGUCAGGGAGAGGUUGAAAAUGUCAGUGAAGACACUUGCCAUUUGGUCCGCGCAUGCUCUGAGUACACGCCCUGGUAAUCCAUCUAGCCCCGCGGCCUUGUGAAUGUUGACCUGUUUAAAGAUCUUGCUCACAUCAGCUACGGAGAGCGUGAUCACAUGGUCGUCUGGAACAGCUGAUGCUCUCAUGCAUGCUUCAGUGUUGCUUGCCUCGAAGUGAGCAUGAAAGGCAUUUAACUCGUCUGGUAGGCUCGCAUCACUGGGCAGCUCGCGGCUGGGUUUCCCUUUGUAGUCCGUAAUAGUUUGCAAGCCCUGCCACAUCCAACGAGCGUCAGAGCCAGUGUAGUAGGAUUCAAUCUUAGUCCUGAAUUGACGCUUUGCCUGUUUGAUGGUUCGUAGCGGGAUUUCUUAUAAGCAUCCGGAUUAGUGUCCCGCUCCUUGAAAGCGGCAGCUCUAGCCUUUAGCUCGGUGCGGAUGUUGCCUGUAAUCCAUGGCUUCUGGUAGGGAUAUGUACGGUCACUGUGGGGACGACGUCAUCGAUGCACUUAUUGAUGAAGCCGGUGACUGAGGUGGUAUACUCCUCAAUGCCAUUGGCUGAAUCCCGGAACAUAUUCCAGUCUGUGCUAGCAAAACAGUCCUGUUGCUAGCAAAACAGUCCUGUAGCGUAGCAUCUGCGUCAUCUGACCACUUCCGUAUUGAGUGAGUCACUGGUACUUCCUGCUUUAGUUUUUCUUUGUAAGCAGGAAUCAGGAGGAUAGAAUUAUGGUCAGAUUUGCCAAAUGGAGGGCGAGGGAGAGCUUUGUAUAGUCUCUGUGUAUAGUCUCUUUGAAUAGCUUUCUUUGUCUCUGUGUGUGGAGUAAAGGUGGUCUAGAGUUUUUUUUUCUCCUAUGGUUGCAAAUGUGACUUGCUGGUAGAAAUGAGGUAAAACAGAUUUAUGUUUGCCUGCAUUAAAGUCCCCGGCCGCUCCGCUUCUGGAUGAGCAUUUUCUUGUUUGCUUAUGGCCUUAUACAGCUCGUUGAGUGCGGUCUUAGUGCCAGCAUCGGUUUGUGGUGGUAAAUAGACGGCUACGAAAAAUAUAGAUAAAAACUCUCUCUCUCUACAUAUAAAACUUUCCUGAUGUUUUGGUCAAUUUAUCCCAACCAACCACAACUGAAAUAAUGUAUUUAUUACUUUAAACUGUUGGUUUAACUCUAACAGUUCAGAAAGUAACCACGCUUGGAGUAGCACAUGUCUGAACUGUCCCCACUUGCACCAGCGAAUAGCUAGUUUUUCGCGUGGCACUGACUGGUAAGACGCUUCAGGAGGGUGGUCACGUGUGCUAGCAAGGCAGAGGUCCCGAGUUCGCGGCAGGUAUGGGCCGAAUCGGGAGAAAGUGGUACUCGCUAAGCAAGCAGCGUGACACCCUUUACAUUGGCAAGUUUUUGUAGAACGACUGUGAGAAAGUCAGUUCUGGGGCUGCGGUCAGUUCAAUUGAAUGCUUCCCCAAAACGUUCUUCAACAUUAUUGAACAGACUUUGAGGUAGCCUACGUUUGCUCCAUUUGGUGGGUGUGGCUUGAAGCAAUGAGUUAAAUAUUUGAAGGGCAGCAGUGAAUUAUGAACCCACAACCCAACCCCUCCCCGUUUUUCAACUGGUCAUUCAGAACAGCACCAUUUCCGUUUAAUUGAAUUUUGCAUUACGUUUUUUCGUACUGAACACAGCUCUGGUGAGUUUUCUAUACUCCAAAAUUAAUGACAAUAAAAUGGUGAUACCAUUAAAAUAUAAUUUCCCCCUCCAAAAAUUAGCCUAACAACAUAUUGGUCCAUAUUAUCAGGCUGGUGUGUUAUUUAGCAAUAAGCAUUAUCACCUGUAACCCAACUGAUGCGGCAUAGUGGCUAUAAAUAAAUAGGCUGAACGGUUGCCCAUCUGUAUUUGUGCUAAUCGUUAGCUAGAUCAGUGCUUCCCAAACUUCUUCAGUCUCACCCCCGCCAAUUGAAUGAACUUAACUAUUGUUACACAAAAAUAUGGUAUAAGAAUACCUUUUACUCAUCAAGAAACAGUACCUGGUGUCCCUUACAUAUUGAAAUCAAGAAGAAAAAAAUGUAUAAAGGUGAAAUAAACCAGCUUACUGCUGUGUAAUGUCACAUGCAUCCAGGGGUGCAACUUUACGUCCCCCCCACAUUCUGAAAUUGCAUUUUUGUCCCCCCCAGUUUUAUCAUUGGAAUGUGAUACAAAACGAGGCAACAGUGUGCUUUAGGACCAUGUGUACGCCUCCGAGCGGUCGGGUAGGCCUACCCCACUUCUAAAACCAAAGUUGCGCCCAUGCAUGCAUCUACAUCAAUAAAGACUAGGGUAGGCCAAUUUAUUUUGUAGAUUUUCUCAAUUGAAAUAAAAUAUAAAGGUGGUUCUGGAAGUAUUCUCAGGGUGAUUAUUAGAUUGUAUGAACAUGAGUGUUUUCCCCCCACAAUGCUGGCAAUCAAAUGUGUUUCUAAACAUAAAUAAGGAGGAUAGGUUGCCGCUGCUUGUCAGAGUCGAGAGAAGCAGGAUGCCUCUGACAUGAGAGAUAAACAGGCUUGCUUGAGCCUGCUGCAUGAGGUUCAGAGAACAACCCUUCUGUAAUUGUGUAGCCUACUAGUGUAGCCUUCCAGUUCUUUCAAAGUUCAUAAUUGUUAUGUGAAUUAUUUAACAAACUAUUUCAGUGUGUCUGUGCGUCUCCCAAAAGGUUGUAAGUCUUUUGGGAUUUAAGUAACGGACAGAGUCCCGGUCUGCAUAGUCAGAGAUUUAUUCAUUGAGAAUUCUGCCAUCACAAUUUCAGAGUCCAUCUUUUAUACUCAUACGUCAUACAAAAAUCCCUCCUCUCUGUAGGCGGGCUGUAGUUUUCCACUUUAAAACUGCUCUCCUGACCAUCAGUUCACACACACACACACACACACAUACACACACACACACACACGCAUACAUACACACACACACACACACACACACAUACACACACACACACACACAUGCAUACACACAUACAUACACACACACACACAUACAUACACACACAUGCAUUCCUUAGUUAUCGCCGUCCUCACAAUAUCCUGCAUACUCCUUAAAAAGCCUAACAGUUUCUCUCCUCCCUUAAUUCCUCAGUUAUCAGUUGCCUGUAGACAGUUCUCCUUGUCCUUUGUUGUCUGGCCUAACUCUUACUCACAUUGCUAAAUAGUAACACAAUGUCAUAAUCUUUACUGGUCCUACACUCACACAUUCUAACACAUUUCACACAGUUUCAGGGUGUAAUAAUUAGUCAUUAAUAAUUAAUCUAUCAAUCCACCCAUUGAAGCAUAUAAGUUGGUUUGCAUAUAAAAACAUAAAACAUUGUCUCAUUCAAUAAAGGUUAAUCAGCAAUGGUACCUAACCUGUUUACCCACUAUCUGGAAACAACAGUCUAAGCCUAUAGUGAAGAACGUUUGCUUCAUCACAUCCUGCAACAUCAGUUAACUAGUACACCAUACUUAAAACAAGACUUUAAUACACAAAAUAUCAUUACAAUAACUUUUAAACUAGAGAUUUAUAGUUCUAGGUAAACAUCCAGUCUCAAACUAUCUGAAUCGCCGUCGUCCUCCACCAAGCCUGGUGGGUCAUAUUCUUCAUUCCUUAGGUCGGAGUCCGGGAUUGGGCCGUAUCUCACCAUCUGCUGUGAUACUGCUCCAACGCCUUGCUCACCAAUCCUCGGACUCAGGGAAUAAGACAACAUCCACAAAGAACAAGCAUACCCAUAGACGCGAUUGCCGCGCCUAAAAUAGUUACAACAAUAGUUUUCCAUUUACCAAACAUUUUAUCAAACCAACCAGUCAUUGAUGUAUUCAUCCCCCAGUUCUCAGCCCAUUCUUUACUUAAUGCAGUGAGACCUGCCAGUGCUCUAGUUACUGUACCAUCUGGGGCUGUAUUGUUGGGGAUAAACAUACAACAAUGACCUCCCACCAUCUUGAAAAUCCGCCCUUCUCUGCUAAAAGCAUUUCGAGAACCAAACUAUUCUGCAGGUCAUGAGUGAGGUGGCGGAUAGUUGGCCUGAGAUUCUCUUCACUGCAUCCCUUGUCUAAUUAACAAACCUUUGUAGAUGUAAUUAAUCCAGUCAACAUUUUUAUCAAUUGUAACCCACCAGAAAAACGUUGUUGUAAACCCUUCUCCAAUUUGAUCUGUGAUUCGCAUUACUUUGGUGUCUAUAACAUUGAUCAUCUCUGGGGUUCAUGGUGAAUUGGGGUGCCUUAGUAUUAUCCUUUUUAAGAGUGGUUAUUUUAAUAUCAGAACAAUUAGGUGAGGUUUGGUUUGAUCCCAAAUCUAUCACACAAGAGAACAUGGUCUGAGGCAUAGGUACAGUUACAAGGGUUGGCCUACCUGUUGAACAGGCAUAACAAUUAGUUUGACCCAACGCCCUAGCUGUGUAGUUAAUCCACCUUACCCAGAAGUUCUCAUUUGAAAUUCCUUCUACUUCUCCUUGGUUCAUUUCCUGCAAGAGGAAAUAUUAUACCCUUGGUGGUUUAGUGCUAUUUAUUCCAUUCCAUUCUCAUAGUAUGUUCCCCAGGUAUGUUUAAACACCCUUGCCCAACUUUCAUGUACACGCCCCCUUCUUACCAAAGCCCCCAAAACCUCCUAUCUCUUCAUGGGAGAAGUCGAAUGGUAUCUUGAAUCCCCCAUCUUGUCCUAAACUGACUUUAACUAUUAAAAUAAUCAUUCCCCCAAUAGUCUUUCUUGGUUUCAGUAUUUCUACGAGAUCGAAUCAGUGCAUCAUUUCCCUGUUUAGGUUGACCUGGAUUAAUCCAUAAUAUGGUUAACAUGAUGAUGCAGCUCAGAGUCCCCCAAAAUCCCCAAAACCGCCAUCCCAAUCCUGUCCCUGACCCACCUGCCUGGUACUUCCCCAUACCCAUACCUCUAUAAACACCCCACAGUGAUGAAAGGUCGGGGUAGGGUUUCUUCGUUAACAGAGUUUACCCCCGAACCCUAAUGGGUCAGUUCUUCUCUUUAACUCUGUGUGUGUUCAACGGUGUUGGUAUGUGGGCCUACCUUUUUGCAGUGGGUAACGUGGACCCAAGUGGCUCUCUCAGCUAUUCUUAUAGCGAAGGCAGUUACAGUGGGGGAAAAAAAGUAUUUAGUCAGCCACCAAUUGUGCAAGUUCUCCCACUUAAAAAGAUGAGAGAGGCCUGUAAUUUUCAUCAUAGGUACACGUCAACUAUGACAGACAAAUUGAGGAACAAAAAUCCAGAAAAUCACAUUGUAGGAUUUUUUAUGAAUUUAUUUGCAAAUUAUGGUGGAAAAUAAGUAUUUGGUCACCUACAAACAAGCAAGAUUUCUGGCUCUCACAGACCUGUAACUUCUUAUUUAAGAGGCUCCUCUGUCCUCCACUCGUUACCUGUAUUAAUGGCACCUGUUUGAACUUGUUAUCAGUAUAAAAGACACCUGUCCACAACCUCAAACAGUCACACUCCAAACUCCACUAUGGCCAAGACCAAAGAGCUGUCAAAGGACACCAGAAACAAAAUUGUAGACCUGCACCAGGCUGGGAAGACUGAAUCUGCAAAAGGUAAACAGCUUGGUUUGAAGAAAUCAACUGUGGGAGCAAUUAUUAGGAAAUGGAAGACAUACAAGACCACUGAUAAUCUCCCUCGAUCUGGGGCUCCACGCAAGAUCUCACCCCGUGGGGUCAAAAUGAUCACAAGAACGGUGAGCAAAAAAUCCCAGAACCACACGGGGGGACCUAGUGAAUGACCUGCAGAGAGCUGGGACCAAAGUAACAAAGCCUACCAUCAGUAACACACUACGCCGCCAGGGACUCAAAUCCUGCAGUGCCAGACGUGUCCCCCUGCUUAAGCCAGUACAUGUCCAGGCCCGUCUGAAGUUUGCUAGAGUGCAUUUGGAUGAUCCAGAAGAAGAUUGGGAGAAUGUCAUAUGGUCAGAUGAAACCAAAAUAGAACUUUUUGGUAAAAAUUCAACUCGUCGUGUUUGGAGGACAAAGAAUGCUGAGUUGCAUCCAAAGAACACCAUACCUACUGUGAAGCAUGGGGGUGGAAACAUCAUGCUUUGGGGCUGUUUUUCUGCAAAGGGACCAGGACGACUGAUCCGUGUAAAGGAAAGAAUGAAUGGGGCCAUGUAUCGUGAGAUUUUGAGUGAAAACCUCCUUCCAUCAGCAAGGGCAUUGAAGAUGAAACGUGGCUGGGUCUUUCAGCAUGACAAUGAUCCCAAACACACCGCCCGGGCAACGAAGGAGUGGCUUCGUAAGAAGCAUUUCAAGGUCCUGGAGUGGCCUAGUCAGUCUCCAGAUCUCAACCCCAUAGAAAAUCUUUGGAGGGAGUUGAAAGUCCGUGUUGCCCAGCGACAGCCCCAAAACAUCACUGCUCUAGAGGAGAUCUGCAUGGAGGAAUGGACCAAAAUACCAGCAACAGUGUGUGAAAACCUUGUGAAGACUUACAGAAAACGUUUGACCUGUGUCAUUGCCAACAAAGGGUAUAUAACAAAGUAUUGAGAAACUUUUGUUAUUGACCAAAUACUUAUUUUCCACCAUAAUUUGCAAAUAAAUUCAUAAAAAAUCCUACAAUGUGAUUUUCUGGAUUUUUGUUCCUCAUUUUGUCUGUCAUAGUUGACGUGUACCUAUGAUGAAAAUUACAGGCCUCUCUCAUCUUUUUAAGUGGGAGAACUUGCACAAUUGGUGGCUGACUAAAUACUUUUUUCCCCCACUGUACCAAUAGGACUUGGUAUGGUCCCUCCCAGCGUGACUGCUUUCGAUCCUUUUUCCUCAACGAUUGGAUCCACACCCAGUCUCCAGGUUAUAUACUAUGAAUCACCUUCUCCUUUAAUUCUCCUGUAGGACACAAAUUCUUAGACAUACGGUUAAUGAACAAUUUUCUCAUGUGUUCUGCUAGUGUAUUCUCUAGUUCUAUGUCUGCCUGUCUGGUCCUGCCAACUGUGGCAUUCUCUAAGGUCUUCUAAACACUUUCUCAAAGGGGGAUAACCCAUCUUUAUCUGGGGUUACUCUACAUUUCUCUAUAAAAAAACUCUAUAAAAUCAAUUUCCAAUUGCUGGAAAGGGUACUUAGCCGGAGGAUACUCACCCUGAGGUGCCCUUUGUCUGCCCUGGUGAUUAUUUUACAUCUUGAACAAAAGUAAAAAAAUAAAUAAUAAUUAAUAAUCCCAUAUGCAACAAAGUGUUGUCUAAUCUGCUCUACCAUCCAUCCCUCCUCUUGACACAUGUCACUGCCCAUGUGUCAAUAUUACCACCUACCUAAACAAUCACUUAGGUAAUAUUGGUAAUUUAUCAUCCAAUUGCCAUCCCUUAUUUAUUUUCGAGACUGUCCCUUGCUUCUUUAUUGCUCCUAUCUUCCUGAUCUCAUUACUAAAUAAAUGAUCUAGGUAAUAGCUGUUUCGCAUUAGAUUGUGCCUUCCUCUGAUUACUGCAGCUCAUUGCAUUAAUUUAGUUUCAAAUACCAACUUGUUGUUUAUUAAAGCAUAAUAAAAAUGAAAUUUAAAUGACAACAUUUGAUAAUACCUCAACUUACUUCUAUCCCGUAAAAGUAAUCCAAGAUUAGUACAAUUGACUAGCAACAGGUAUCCGUCAUUCAGGGAAAGCUCUCUCUCUCUUCUGUUAUUUUAUGGUUCAAAUCAUAUAUAUUAUUACCAAAUUAUAUAAUCUUCACACUUUUCACAGUACUAUAAAUUACCCUCAACUUGGUAAAAUAAACUAUCUUAAAGUCCUCCUCUCAUGCCUUUAGAAUUACCAGUGUGGAUGAUGAAUUAACACCAGAAAGUCAAAACAGAGUUCAGAGGCAAUUGAAAUCAUUCAACAAACUGUUCCAUCCCAUAGUAUACUAAACAUUACCAUUAUUCUAAAUAUUUCAUAAAUGUUACUUAUCCCAAGUGUUCAUUAAGUCCUCAUGACAUUUAUUCUCAUAAGAAAUCAUGUAUACCCUAAACUCAGUCAAAACAGAAAAACUCCAUAAAAUUCACUGUGUGUGCUCCUUUAAGACUUAUCACCUUUGACCUGUUGAAAACCCCCUAAAAUCAAAAUAACAAGGAUUUAUAAACAUCAUACUAGGUGUGUUGUUUUUUAUUUGAAAACCCCAAUUAAAAAACAACAAACCAAAAUAGCCAGGUCAUGAGGACUCCUGAUUUCUCUCUUCCCCUUCUCUAGUCAUGCCUCCUCUUCUUCCUCUGAUUCUGGCUUUCUCCCCCUGUCUCUUCCUCCUCUGCCUGGAUUAUACUUUCCUCCUUUUCCUCUCUUCCCCUUCUGCCUAUAGUUUCUUAACUGGUGCCCUUUCCUUCCACAGUAACUACACGGUUCCUCACAUUCUCUAGCAAAAUGUCCCGUUUUGUCACAAUUGUAACACUUCCACUCACUCCUGUCUCCACUAUUACCGUUUCCUUCUUGUCUGUCUUUGCUACCGUAACCUCUCUUCUCUCCUAGGUCCUUCCAGUCUCUCCUACCUCCCAUCUCCCCUAGGGCUGCCACUAGGUACUCAGCUCCCUUCACUUCCUUUUUCUUGUUUCGUUCCUUUCCAUUCUGCUCAUGAUAGAUUGCAUAACGCUUAACUUCAGCUAAGGUAGCCGUCCCCCAGUUUUUUAUUGCUUGAGAGAUUUCUGGCCUCAUUCCACUUAGGAAGGCAAUCUUUAACUGUUGGUGAUACGGACCCUCUGGUGCCCCUGGUCCUGGAUCUAUUAGCCCACUGUUUGCAUUGAACACAUCUCUCAGUCUCUCUAGGUAUUGACUAAUAGUCUCACUGUCUCCCUGCCUACACUCAUGGACUUUGGAGAAGUCGGCAUGUCUGUGAUAAUAUUCUCUCAGAUUAUCACAGUUGUGGCAAUUUAUCUCCAUAAGCCCCUCCUUCUGCCCACUCUAGGACCUGCGCAUUCCCAUCCCCGGGAACCCAGUUUCCUCUCACUGCCGCCCAGUCCUUUAGCUCUAUCUGUCUGACUGCCCUCUCUAGUUCCCCUGUAUUCAGCUUAAAGCUGGCGGUCAGCCCUUCCAUAUCUCUUCUGAACUGGUGUACCCCCGUCUUGGGGUGGGGUAUCCCUUCCACUGCUCUCACUACAUCUCUCUGCUUCGUUUACUAAAUCCUGGCAUUAGUAAAUUCUAUCUACACACCACCAAAAACGAAUAACAUAUUUGCAUACACAUAACUAGAAAGCAUGAAUUUAAUGCCAUUCUUGCUUAAACAAUGCAAUUCAACCUUUCUGAAAUCUAAUUACCUUUGUUAUCAACUAAAAUUAUAGCCACCUCUUAUGAAACCCCCAAUCUGUCAUUGUUUAGAAUACAGCAGAUAUAGGUAACUGUCCUUUCUAUGUAGGCUACAAGUAACACCAAACACAUGCCGUAGUUGACCAGCAUAUAUUGAAUUUAUCUCCAUAGUAUUAAUAUCCAAUGUAGUGAUUGACGUUCCUUAAUGGAAACCCUAAAUUGGCUUUGUACAAUAUUAUAUUAAUUAUGUCUCACCCAUGACGUAUGUCUACGUUUGGGUGAGCAAGUUAAUAUAUAAUUAUUAUUCCAAUUAUUAUUUUAUGAAGUCUCUAGCCUCUAAUUCAACACAAAACCCCAUCAUCAAAUGUACUCCCAGCAGAACUGAAAAAAACAAAACAGACUGUGAUUUCCAGGACAAUGCUCCUUUGUUCUGGCCUCACUAUCUCCCCGAGAGUUGGCACUCCCUUAAGGUCUCUAUUACUCCUCUUUUCUCUCCCAAUCUGCUCUUGGUAACCUGCAUACCUUUUAACCUCAAUAUGUGUUGCUGUGCUUUUCUCCACCCUAUCAAAGUAUUUUUAAUGGUCCUGCUUAUCUCUGGUCUUAUUCCACUGAGGAACGCUAUAUUUUUAAUUGCUGAUGGUAGGGCGUAUCACUCCCCUGUCUCUGGUCUGGCUCGGGUAUGCCACUGUUUGCGUUAAACACAUCUUUAACCCUCUCUAAGUACUGGCUGACAGUCUCACUAUCCUCUUGUUUACACUCAUGUACUUUAGAGAAGUCUGCAUGACGAUGGUAAUGUUCUCUGAGGCUAUUACACAAUUCAGUUAUUUUCCCAACAUACUCUCCGUGAUCGGCCCAUGGCAAAAGUGCCCUCUGGGCAUCCCCUGAAACCAACUGCCCUCUAACGGCAGCCCAAACCUUACUAUUCCUGUUUUGGGGUACGUCAUUCCUUCUACCGCUCUAGCCACGUCCUCUGUGUUCAUGGCCUGUCUGCUAAAUGGCAUAUUAUUAUUAUUAUUAUUACUGUAUACAUCUAAGGUUGCUGGGGCCCCUUCAUUCCCUGCCAAUAGAUUAGGUAAGGCUAUCAGUGGGUACUGGCCCCCUCCUACUCUCUCAUCUCCUGACUCAUACUGACUCCCUCCUGAGCUUAGCUCUGAAUCCUUCCGUUCCUCUUCUAUAUAACAAGUUAGUUAAAACAGUUUCACACCACACCUGGAAUCACCCCUUCCUGUAUAGGUACUAGUCCCCCAGAAUUAUCUCCUACUCUACGGAGGAAUUUAUCCCCACAAUGUAAUCUUGAUAAUUCCUGACAGACCCAUUCAAUAGGAAUGGGUUCUCCCUCCACUAUACAACCACCUGGAAUUAUUCAUAGAUGUGACUUUUGAGCAAAUAUUAGGUCUCACACGUAUACAACCUUACAUGAUUAUUGGUUAACACUAUCGGUAACCCGGAGUUUGUAAGGCUCCAGUUUCAUGAAACGGAUAGAGUUACGGCAAAAUCUACAGUUGUUUGUGACUUUUGACUUUACUAAUAUUCUAUUUCUCACACAUGCUAUUUUAAUUCCUUCUGGUGUACUUUUUGUAUUUGUUUAACCCGGAUUAUUUGUUGACUGUUCUAUAAUCUCUUACAGGUUACAUCCCUUAGGUGUACUUUUAAUAGUUACUUCUAUUUCAACACUGGGUAGUUUCUUUUGGUAAUGGCCUAUUACCGUGAAUCGUUACGGACCCACCAACAGGUUGACUAGUCCCCCAUAAUUAUCUCCUACUCUACGGAGGAAUUUAUCCCCACAAUGUAAUCUUGAUCAUUCCUGACAGUCCCAUACAUUUCACUUAAAAUGGCUACGCAUUGAUCAAUUUGCUACUUUUCAAUAUUUUAGCAAGUUCUUAAAUCAAUUUCACCAAGUAAUGAAUAAAGACUACUGACCUUAUCCUUGCAGCCGAGAUUCAAUGUAGGUUUGGAUUCCGUCACCGUCUCUGUCAUUAAUCAGGUGUCCUCUGGCCUGUCUUAACCCUUAAUGUCAAAGGGCAGGACUUUCUAUUUACGAAUGUAUCAUUCGCCCGUCGACGGUUUUCAGAGUUACCUGGAAUGACAGAGGCAGGUAUUGGAAUCCGGCUCGAAGGACCAAGCUGUUAAGUGAAUUAUUUAACAAACUAUUUCAGUGUCUCUGUACGUCUCCCAAAAGGUUUUUUGGGAUUUAAGUAACGGACAGAGUCCCGGUCUGCAUAGUCAGAGAUUUAUUCAUUGAGAAUUCUGCCAUCACAAUUUCAGAGUCCAUCUUUUAUACUCAUAUGUCAUACAAAAAUCCCUCCUUUCUGUAGGCAGGCUGUAGUUUUCCACUUUAAAAUUGCUCUCCUGACCAUCAGUUCACACACACACACACAUAUACACACACACACACAAACAUACAUACACACACACAUGUGCACACACACACACACACACACAUGCACACACACAUACAUACACACACAUACAUACACACACACAUGCAUUCCUUAGUUAUUGCCGUCCUCACAAUAUCCUGCAUACUCCUUAAAAAGCCUAACAGUUUCUCUCCUCCCUAAAUUCCUCAGUUAUCAGUUGCCUGUAGACAGUUCUCCUUGUCCUUUGUUGUCUGGCCUAACUCUUACUCACAUUGCUAAAUAGUAACACAAUGUCAUAAUCUUUACUGGUCCUACACUCACACAUUCUAACACAUUUCACACAGUUUCAGGGUGUAAUAAUUAGUUAUUAAUAAUUAAUCUAUCAAUAAUAUUACCAAAGUUGUCUUUGAACAUAGUUGAGCCUAAUAUAACCAUUACAAAUUAUCUGUCAUUUUGAGAAAUAGUGCUCACGCGAUAUGUCACUUUGCAAUAGAAACUUUCUCUAUUUGAAAAAUAUCAUUUUCUAUAUAAUUCUAUAUAUUUGUGCUUAUGAAUUUACCAUGUUAAAUAUGACUGUAUUUCUUUAUUUGUUACAAGUUAGCUCACAGAAUUAAGGGUUUUCAAGCCUUGCAAAACUUUUUUUCCCUUCACAAACCAUGACCUCUGACGACCAGACCAAACCAAAGCAUAAUUGGCAGCGGGGGGGAUCCAUUCAUAAAAUUAGGAAUUGAGUAGUACUGUGUAGAAAGCCAGGACCUAUGGUGGUUAAAUAAUUUCCCAUCCAUCAAAUUUAUAGUAGUAUUAUACAGUCCUAUGUAGUAUUAUACAGUGCUAGUAGUAUACAGUGCUAUGAAAAAGUAUUUGCCCCCUUUCUAAUUUUCUCUACUUUUGCAUAUUUGUGAUACUGAAUGUUAUCAGAUCUUCAACCAAAACCUAAUAUUAGAUCAAGGGAACAUAAGUGAACAAAUAACACAACAAUUACGUAUUUAUUUAAUUUAUUCCAGGUCCUGAGGCAGCAAAGCAUCCCCAAACCAUCACACCACCACCACCAUGCUUGACCUUUGGUAUGUUGUUCUUACUGUGGAAUGAAGUGUUUGGUUUUCGCCAGGCAUUACUGGAACCAUGUCUUCCAAAAAGUUAUACUUUUGAAUCAUCUGUCCAUAGAACGUUCUUCCAAGAGUCUUGAUGAUCAUCCAGGUGCUUUUUGGCAAACUUGAGUCAACUUUUUGGACGAGAUGGGUCCCAUUAUGCCUGGCAAAAACCAAACACUGCAUUCCACAGUAAGAACAUCAUACCAAAGGUCAAGCAUGGUGGUGGUGGUGUGAUGGUUUGGGGAUGCUUUGCUGCCUCAGGACCUGGACGACUUGCCUUAAUAGAAGGAACCAUGAAUUCUGCUCUGUAUCAGAGAAUUCUACAGGAGAAUGUCAGACCAUCCGUCUGUGAGCUGAAGCUGAAGCGCAGCUGGGUCAUGCAGCAAGACAAUGAUCCAAAACACACAAUCAAGUCUACAUGAAAAUUGCUAAAAAGCAACAAAUUGGAAGUUUUGGAAUGGCCUAGUCAAAGUCCAGACCUAAUCCCAAUUGAGAUGCUGUGGCAGGACUUGAAACGAGCAGUUCAUGCUUGAAAACCCACACGUCACUGAGUUAAAGCAGUUCUGCAUGGAAGAGUGGGCCAAAAUUCCUCCACAGCGACGUGAGAGACUGAUCAACAACUACAGGAAGCAUUUGGUUGGAGUCAUUGCAGCUAAAGGUGGCACAACCAGUUAUUGAGUGUAAGGGGGCAAUUACUUUUUCACACAGGGGAAUUGGGUGUUGCAUAACUUUGUUUAUGAAAUAAAUAUGUAAUUGUUGUGUUAUUUGUUCACUUAUGUUCCCUUUAUCUAAUAUUGGGUUUUGGUUGAAGAUCUGAUAACAUUCAGUAUCACAAAUAUGCAAAAGUAGAGAAAAUUAGAAAGGGGGCAAAUACUUUUUCAUAGCACUGUAUUAUUGGUGGGGUCAUGAUCCCCCAAGUUACGCACCUGGCUUCAUGGUUUAUUAAACUAGAGGUUGAUUUAUGACUAAUUAGGUUAAUAAGUAGUUUAUAUACUGUUAUUCAUUAAUAAAUAUACACUGUGUACAAAACAUUAGGAGCACCUUCCUAAUAUUUAGUGCACCACCCUUUGCCCUCAGAACAGCCUCAAUUUGUCAGGGCAUGGACUACAAUGUGUCAAAAGCAUUCCACAGGCAUGCUGGCCCAUGUUGACUCCAAUGCUUCCCACAGUUGUGUCAAGUUGGCUGGAUGUCCUUUGGGUGGUGGACCAUUCUUGAUACUUACGGGACACUGUUGAGCAUGAAAAACCCAGCAGCUUUGCAGUUCUUGACACCCUCAAACCGGUGCGCCUGGCACCUACUACCAUACCCCGUUAAAAGGCAUUUAAAUAUUUUGUCUUGCCCAUUCACCCUCUGAAUGGCACACAUACACAAUCAAUGUCUCAAGGCUUCUUUAACCUGUCUCCUCCCCUUCAUCUACACUGAUUGAAGUGGAUUUAACAGGUGACAUCAAUAAGGGAUCAUAAUUUUCACCUGGAUUCACAUGGUCAGUCUAUGUCAUGGAAAUGUUUUGUACACUCAGUGUAUAUUUUGUGAAUCAUUCAUUCAUAUUAAAUAUUAAUAAUAUAGGACUGUCUCACUGUGCAUUUCCAACACAUCUUUGUGUACAUUUCCAGAAUCUAAGAUCUUCUUCUCUUUGCCCCCAACCCAGGUUGAACACAAGAAACUGUACGGCCCCAUCUGGCGCUCGCGGUUCGGCCCGUUUGACGUGGUGAACGUGGCAUCUCCAGAGCUUAUAUCCCAGGUGAUACAUCAGGAGGGCUGCUACCCGGUCCGGACAGAGCUGCCACACUGGAAGGAGUACCGCGACAUGAGGGGACAGGCCUAUGGACUCCAUGUGGAGUGAGUGGCCGAUGAGAUUGUGUCGCAAUCUGCAUUGAACCACAUGAAGAACUAUUCCUAGAUGGGGUGUAGGAAAGGGAAUGGAUAAUACUUACACCCACUGUUCCCUCGAAUAUUCUGGGGCACUGAGCACAUUUUUGCUCUUGUGAGCGGAAACAUGAACAUUGUGCAACUUCCAGGGUGUUUGCAGUAAACUCUGAGGCAGUACCCUUACAGUUUUAGACAGUAGCCAAUAGGCUAUUCUGGCUAUUUGAGCAUAAUGUAGGCCUACCAACAAAACCAUUGGAGCAAAUCCCAUAACAUUUUCACCUGGAAAUUGCUUUUGAUUUUUGUGAUAUAGACUACAGUAGCCUAUACAGUAAGGGGAAAAUAGUAUUUGAUCCCCUGCUGAUUUUGUACGUUUGCCCACUGACAAAGAAAUGAUCAGUCUAUAAUUUUAAUGGUAGGUUUAUUUGAACAGUGAGAGACAGAAUAACAACAACAAAAUCUAGAAAAACUCAUGUCAAAAAUGUUAUACAUUGAUUUGCAUUUUAAUGAGGGAAAUAAGUAUUUGACCCCUCUGCAAAACAUGACUUAGUACUUGGUGGCAAAACCCUUGUUGGCAAUCACAGAGGUCAGACGUUUCUUGUAGUUGGCCACCAGGUUUGCACACAUCUCAGGAGGGAUUUUGUCCCACUCCUCUUUGCAGAUAUUCUCCAAGUCAUUAAGGUUUUGAGGCUGACGUUUGGCAACUCGAACCUUCAGCUCCCUCCACAGAUUUGCUAUAGGAUUAAGGUCUGGAGACUGACUAGGCCACUCCAGGACCUUAAUGUGCUUCUUCUUGAGCCACUCCUUUGUUGCCUUGGCUGUGUGUUUUGGGUCAUUGUCAUGCUGGAAUACCCAUCCAUGACCCAUUUUCAAUGGCCUGGCUGAGGGAAGGAGGUUCUCACCCAAGAUUUGACGGUACAUGGCCCCGUCCAUCGUCCCUUUGAUGUGAAGUUGUCCUGUCCCCUUACCAGAAAAACACCCCCAAAGCACAAUGUUUCCACCUCCAUGUUUGAAGGUGGGGAUGGUGUUCUUGGGGUCAUAGGCAGCAUUCCUCCUCCUUCAAACACGGCGAGUUGAGUUGAUGCCAAAGAGCUCCAUUUUGGUCUCAUCUGACCACAACAUUUCACCCAGUUCUCCUCUGAAUCAUUCAGAUGUUCAUUGGCAAACUUCAGACGGGCCUGUAUAUGUGCUUUCUUGAGCAGGGGGACCUUGCGUGCGCUGCAUGAUUUCAGUCCUUCAUGGCGUAGAGUGUUACCAAUUGUUUUCUUGGUGACUAUGGUCCCAGCUGCCUUGAGAUCAUUGACAAGAUCCUCCCGUGUAGUUCUGGGUGAUUCCUCACCGUUCUCAUGAUCAUUGCAACUCCACGAGGUGAGAUCUUGCAUGGAGCCCCAGGCCGAGGGAGAUUGACAGUUAUUUUGUGUUUCUUCCAUUUGCGAAUAAUCGCACCAACUGUUUUCACCUUCUCACCAAGCUGCUUGGCGAUGGUCUUGUAGCCCAUUCCAGCCUUGUGUAGGUCUACAAUCUUGUCCCUGACAUCCUUGGAGAGCUCUUUGGUCUUGGCCAUGGUGGAGAGUUUGGAAUCUGAUUGAUUAAUUGCUUCUGUGGACAGGUGUCUUUUAUACAGGUAACAAACUGAGAUUAGGAGUACGCCCUUUAAGAGUGUGCUCCUAAUCUCAGCUCGUUACCUGUAUAAAAGACACCUGGGAGCCAGAAAUCUUUCUGAUUGAGAGGGGGUCAAAUACUUAUUUCCCUCAUUAAAAUGCAAAUCAAUUUAUAACAUUUUUGACAUGCGUUUUUUCUGGGUUAUUUUGUUGUUAUUCUGUCUCUCACUGUUCAAAUAAACCUACCAUUAAAAUGAUAGACUGAUCAUUUCUUUGUCAGUGAGCAAACGUACAAAAUCAGCAGGGGAUCAAAUACUUUUUUCCCUCACUGUAUGUGGUGUUCAAUGCAGGCCUAUAUUGCAUGAGCCUUUUAAAAACGUUUUUAUAUUAUGAAGGGCUUGAUAUUAAUUAUUCUUUACUUGGUCUGUAACACCAUGGGCCAAAUAGGUGACUGGAAAUAGCAUUGUAUUGUGUUGUAUGAUGCAAGAAACCACUUUACAAAAUAAAAUUAACUAUUAUUAACAUACAGAGAAUUAGACAAUGUAGGCUACCCCUCUGCCUAUUGGCUUAUUUGCAUAUUCAAGCAUGUCUCAAAAUACAACACUGCCCCUUUAAUUAAGAUGUAAGCUUUUUACCUGACUAGCUUUUCAAAGACAGCUUGAAAUGUGGCCUAAACGUUUUGUGCUCUUGUAUGAAGCAGUAACUUCCCAUUGCUGACCUAUACUUAUCAAUAACUGGGCGAAUAACUCGCUAACUAGCAAAGAAUAUCAACAAAUGUGCACACGCGCACUCUGAUCUGAACUGAUCUGAAAAGCGCAUUCACGCAUGGGUGAUUGAAAGACCGCUCAUGGGCUACCCCCGCCAAUAGAAUUAUACUCCUGUGCGCUCUGGCUCUGCCUACAACUAAAUCACAGACUCAAACUUGCAAAGUUAGAUUUGUUUUGGUUUAUUGCAUUGAAAAGGGGCAAAUAUUCGAUCACAGAAAAAAACUUUAAUCUAUGUGGCGACCUCAGUGAAGUUCAAUCUCUUGCGUCUCUGCACGGCAUGGCAUUUCUUCUGCUCGGCAGUCCUGGAGGUGCACAGCUUAGAGGGAACAUUGCUUGCACCCUAUACUUCAAAGAUACAUUAUGACUGUUAUUGGUAAUAAAUCAUUGCCUUGGGUAAAAGCAAUGUUGGUCUGGUUUGAGGAAACCAUGGUCCUGCAGGUAAGCUUGUUUCAGUAGUACCUCCACCUCCAACAUUAUCCAUCUAACCUACAGGUAACUGCCAAAUUAAAGGAAACGCCAACGUAGCGUCUUAAUGGGGCAUUGGGCCACCACUAGUCGCCAGAAAAGCUUGAAUGCGCCUUGGCAUAGAUUCUACAAGUGUCUGGAACUCUAUUGGAGGGAUGUGACACCAUUAUUCCACGAGAAAUUUCAUCAUUUGGUGUUUUAUUGAUGGUGGUGGAAAACACUGUCUCAGGCGCUGCUCUAUAAUCUUCCAUAAGUGUUCAAUUGGGUUGAGAUCUAGUGACUGACACACACACACACACACUUUAAACCCCCUAUGCUCAUUUGAGAUCCAUGGUGGGAUGUUAAUUGCUUAAUUAACUCAUGAACCACACCUGUGUGGAAUCACUUGCUUUAAAAAUAUUUUGUAUCCCUCAUUUACUUAAGUUGUUCCUUUAUUUUGGCCGUUACCUGUAGAUAUACCGCUACCCCUUUAUUCUGAAUAUCUACUGUAGAUUCACUGUCUGUCUCCUGUCCUCUCCUCUCCUACAGUAAAGGCCCAGAGUGGUACCGUAUCCGUAGUGCCCUGAAUCCAAAGAUGCUGAAGCUAGCGGAGGUGUCUGCGUAUGCGCCUGUCAUCCACCAGGUGGUAGGGGACCUGCUACAGCGUAUUGAGAGGCUCCGUCUCAGCAGUCAGGACCACACCACCGUACCAGACAUCACCGCAGAGCUCUACAAGUUUGGCUUUGAAGGUGUGGUAUCAUUGGUUCAUUCAAUAUUUUUUAUGCUUUUAACUCCUUCAGAAUCACACACACACCGAGUGGGGUUGGAAACCAGGGUCAGCCACAGUGCCGUGCCCCUAGAGCAGCUUAGGUAAAGUGCCUUGCUCAGGGGCACAACGGCAGGAGAUGGCAUAAAGGAUACCUAGAAUCCCACCAGCUCUGUGUAGUCCUUAUGGUUCACUCUGUUCUCUCCCUCCCUGCAGGUAUCUCUUCCAUCCUGUUUGAGACGCGCCUGGGUUGUCUGCAGGAGGAGAUCCCUAAGGACACGCUGAAGUUUAUCGCUGCAGCCAACGACAUGCUAACCCUGUCUGAGACAGUCCUCUUCCUACCGCUCUGGACACGCAACGUCCUGCCCUUCUGGAAACGAUUUAUCCAAGCCUGGGACGACCUCGUGGAUGUAGGUAUGUUUGUAAAUAAUGUUAGGGGGUCCUUCUAUUGAGCGAUCGGCAGACUUAAAGGUGUAGGUGGAAAGUAGACAUGGUAGGUUCGACCUCCACAAUGCAAGCAUAGGGUUAUUUCUACUUCACAAUUGCUUGCACUGUCACUUGCAUGUCAGCCACUAAGCACUGUUGAGUAGUCUCAGAAAUCACAGAUUCUGAACUUUGUUAAUGUGGGAGGCAACCCGUCUGCCUAGGGAGACUAACUGUUGAGCUGUGUUCGCUAUUGAGACUCAUGUUGUGUGUUUGUGUGUGUCCCCUACAUGAAUGUGUGUGUUCAAUGUAUUUCUAUAUAAACCCUCAGCUCAGCGUCUGGUUGACCGUAAAUUGGCGCAGAUGGAAGCCCAGGUGCUGGCUGGGAAGCAGGUGGAGGGGAUGUAUCUGACCCACCUGCUGUCCUGUGAUAAACUGUCCCUGGGAGAGGUGUACAUCAGCAUCACAGAGCUGUUGCUGGGCGGAGUGGACACGGUGAGAGGAGAGGGUCAUGGGAGGUCCUACAUAGAGGAAGGUGGUGCUAUACACAACAGCAGGGUCAUGUUCUGUAGGACACACCGUAAACAAACCUAUUGAAAUGGAAAACGAACAUGUGAAUUUCUUAUUGGCAAAAUUUGAUUAUUUCCUCCACAUUUCAAAAUGUUUUCUUCUGUUUUGUGCGUACUGGACAUGUCCUAGGGAAUGGGUGGCGUGAUGGAGUCAGAGGCUUUUGUAGGGUGGAGGUGUAUUUUGGCUUUAAGAUUGCAUGAUUCUCCCCAGGCCAUAAAUACUGAGACCAUUUGCUUUAGUUUGUAGACAUAUACAGUACCAGUCAAAAGUUUGGACACACCUACUCAUUCAGGGGUUUUUCUUUAUUUUUACUAUUUUCUACAUAGUAGAAUAAUAGUGAAGACAUCAACACUAUGAAAUAACACAUAUGGAAUCAUGUAGUAACCAAAAAAGUGUUAAACAAAUCAACAUUUAUUUUAUAUUUGAGAUUCUUCAAAUAGCCACCCUUUGCCUUGAUGACAGCUUUGCACACUCUUGGCAUUCUCUCAACUAGCUUCACCUGGAAUGCUUUUCCAACAGUCUUGAAGGAGUUCCCACAUAUGCUUAGCACUUGUUGGCUGCUUUUCCUUCACUCUGCCGUCCGACUCAUCCCAAACCAUCUCAAUUGGGUUGAGGUUGGGGGAUUGUGGAGGCCAGGUAAUCUGAUGCAGCACUCCAUCACUCUCGUUCUUGGUAAAAUAGCCCUUACACAGCCUGGAGGUGUGUUGGGUCAUUGUCCUGUUGAAAAACAAAUGAUUGUCCCACUAAGCCCAAACCAGAUGGGAUGGCGUAUCACAGCAGAAUGCUGUGGUAGCCAUGCUGGUUAAGUGUGCCUUGAAUUCUAAAUAAAUCACAGACAGUGUCACCAGCAAAGCACCCCCACACCAUAACACCUCCUCCUCCAUGCUGUACGAUGGGAACUACACAUGCGGAGAUCAUCCGUUCACCCACACCGCGUCUCACAAAGACACAGCGGUUGGAACCAAAAAUCUCAAAUUUGGACUGCAGACCAAAGGACACAUUUCCACCGGUCUAAUGUCCAUUGCUCGUGUUUCUUGGCCCAAGCAGAUCUCUUCUUAUUAUUGGUGUCCUUUAGUAGUGGUUUCUUUGCAGCAAUUAAACCAUGAAUUCAAUUCAACCAAGUCGCUCUGGAUAAGAGCGUCUGCUAAAUAACUAAAAUGUAAUGUAAAUGUAAAAUGUAAAUGUAAUGAAGGCCUGAUUCACACAGUCCCCUCUGAACAGUUGAUGUUGAGAUGUGUCUGUGACUUGAACUCUGUGAAGCAUUUAUUUGGGCUGCAAUUUCUGAAGCUGGUAACUAAUGAACUUAUCCUCUGCAGCAGAGGUAACUCUGGGUCUUCCUUUCCUGUGGCGGUCCUCAUGAGAGCCAGUUUCAUUAUAGCGCUUGAUGGUUUUUGCGACUGCACUUGAAGAAACUUUAAAACUUCUUGAAAUGUUCUGUAUUGACUGACCUUCAUGUCUUAAAGUAAUGAUGGACUGUUGUUUCUCUUUGCUUAUUUGAGCUGUUCUUGCCAUAAUAUGGACUUGGUCUUUUACCAAAUAGGGCUAUCUUCUGUAUACCCCCUACCUUGUCACAACACAACUGAUUGGCUCAAACGCAUUAAGAAGGAAAGAAAUUCCACAAAUUAACUUUUAAGAAGGCACACCUGUUAAUUGAAAUGCAUUCCAGGUGACUACCUCAUGAAGCUGGUUGAGAGAAUGCCAACAGUGUGCAAAGCUGUCAUCAAGGCAAAGGGUGGGUAUUUGAAGAAUCUCAAAUAUAAAACAUAUUUUUAUUUGUUUAACACUUUUUUGGUUACUAACUUUUAAUUUAUUUUAGAGGGUACAAAAUGCACUCACUCACACACGCACAUAACCACAGACAAAUACACAGUAACCAUACAAACACAGCAGAACCUGCCUGGCUGAAUUCCCUGGUGCAAGCUUCAUGCUCUAUUUAUUCAACCUUUAUUGUCACGCCCUGGCUCUGGGGACUCUUAAUUGUUGAGCCAGGGUGUGGAUGUUUUAUGUUUAUUUUAUUUUUUUAGUAUGUUUAGUUUUUUUUUUUUUUAGAUCGUUUAGUUGAUCUAUGUUGGCCAGGGUGGUUCCCAAUCAGAGACAGCUGUAGCUCGUUGUCUCUGAUUUGUGACCAUACUUAGGCAGCCUGUUGGCACCAGUUAGUUUGUGGGAUCUUGAUCCGUAAAGGUUUGUUGUGUUAUAACCUCAGGACUUCACGUAUCGUUCAUUUGUUGUUUUGUUCGUGUAAGUACUAAUAAAAGAUGUACGCUUAUCACGCUGCACCUUGGUCCGUCUCAUCCAUUAACGAUCGUGACAGAAGAUCCCACCCCAAGAGGACCAAGCAGCGUGCCCAGGAGGAGAAGAGGGCGAUGUCUCAGGUGGGCGAAUGGUGGUCAUGGGAGGAGAUAUUCGCGGGCAGAGGGCCAUGGGCAAAGGUAAAUGCCCAGGCAGGAGAGGAGAAACGGCGCCAACCGUGCCGACGACGGACACGCGAGAGGCAACCCCAAGACAUUUUUUGGGGGGGGCACACGGCGUGGACGACGGGGCUGCUGGAGGCAGCUACAGGGCGAAUCAGCGGACUAGGAGAGGAGGCCACCAGGUUACGGGGGCCAUUGGUCAUGAGGGAGAAGGAGAGUGUAGAGGCACGGCGAGAGGUACUGGUUAGGCAGCAGAGGGAGCGGAGGUUUAUAAGGAAACCCAGUCCCGCUCCUCGCACCAAGCAAGUGGUGUGUGUCACCAGUCCGGUCCGGCCCGUUCCUGGUCCCCGCACAAGACCAGUGGUGUGUGUUCCCAGUACGGUCCGGCCUGUUCCUGCUCCCCACACCAAGCCAGUGGUGCCCGUCGCCAGCCCGGUCCGGCCUGUUCCUGCUCCCCGCACCAAGCCAGUGGUGCCCGUCGCCAGCCCGGUCCGGCCUGUUCCUGCUCCCCGCACCAAGCCUGUGGUGCGCGUCGCCAGCCCGGUCCGGCCUGUUCCUGCCCCUCGCACCAAGCCAGUGGUGCGCGUCGUCAGCCCGGUCCGGCCCGUUCCUGCUCCCCGCACCAAGGCAGUGGUGCGCGUCGUCAGCCCGGUCCGGCCGGUUCCUGCUCCCCGCACCAAGCCAGUGGUGCGCGUCGCCAGCCCGGUCCGGCCUGUUCCUGCUCCCCGCACCAAGCCAGUGGUGCACGUCGCCAGCCCGGUCCGGCCUGUUCCUGUCCCUCGCACCAAGCCUGUGGUGCGCGUCGCCAGCCCGGUCCGGCCUGUUCCUGCUCCCCGCACCAAGCCUGUGGUGCGCGUCGCCAGCCCGGUCCGGCCCGUUCCUGCUCCCCGCACCAAGCCUGUGGUGCGCGUCGCCAGCCCGGUCCGGCCCGUUCCUGCUCCCCGCACCAAGCCUGUGGUGCGCGUCGCCAGCCCGGUCCGGCCCGUUCCUGCUCCCCGCACCAAGCCAGUGGUGCGCGUCGCCAGCCCGGUCCGGCCCGUUCCUGCUCCCCGCACCAAGCCUGUGGUGCGCGUCGCCAGCCCGGUCCGGCCCGUUCCUGCUCCCCGCACCAAGCCAGUGGUGCGCGUCGCCAGCCCGGUCCGGCCUGUUCCUGCUCCCCGCACCAAGCCAGUGGUGCGCGUCGUCAGCCCGGUCCGGCCCGUUCCUGCUCCCCGCACCAAGCCAGUGGUGCGCGUCGUCAGUCCGGCACGGCCCGUGCCUGUUCCACCGGUGUUCAGUCCAGCUCCGGCCAGCGGGGCCAGACCAGACCAGGGGCGCAACGGGGGGGUAGAGAGAGAGUGGUGGUCACGCCCGGAGCCGGAUCCGCCUCCGAGGCGGAAUGCCCACCCGGCCCCUACCCUGUUGUGUUGGUGUGGCGCGGUCGCAGUCCGCGCCUUUGGGGGGGGGGGGGGUACUGUCACGCCCUGGCUCUGGGGACUCUUAAUUGUUGAGCCAGUGUGUGGAUGUUCUAUGUUUAGUUUUUCUAUGUUUGGUUCUAGAUCGUUUAGUUGAUCUAUGUUGGCCAGGGUGGUUCCCAAUCAGAGACAGCUGUAGCUCGUUGUCUCUGAUUUGUGACCAUACUUAGGCAGCCUGUUGGCACCAUUUAGUUUGUGGGAUCUUGAUCCGUUGUCACGAUCGUCUGGGUAAGGAGUAGACCAAUACGCAGCGUGUUGAGCGAACAUGAUUGACUUUAUUAUACUAACGCACAAAAACCAAAACAAUAGACGACUCGUGAAGUCCACAGUAACAAUGACCGUAAAGGAACAAAAACCCACAAACCCAAAGUGAAACACAGACAGUUAAAUAUGGCUCCCAAUCAGAGACAACCAGCAAACAGCUGACACUCGUUGCCUCUGAUUGGGAGUCACUCAGUCACACAUAGAAAUGAACACAACAGAAAUACCAACAUAGAAAUACACCCAAUGAAUGAACACACCCUGGCUCAACAUAAUGAGUCCCAGAACCAGGGUGUGACAGUACCCCCCCCUAAAGGCGCGGACUGCGACCGCGCCUCAACUAAACAAAACAGGGGAGGGCUGGGCGGGCAUACCUCCUCGGCGGCGGUUCUGGCUCCGGCCUUGACCACCACCCUCCAAUAAACCCCCCAUAGUGCCCCUGGUCCAGUCUGUCGACUCGCACCCCUGGCUUGGUGCGUGGAGGAGGAACGGACCUUACCAGGCUGACUUCUCGCACCCCUGGCUUAGUGCGAGUGGCAGGAACAGGCCGGACCGGGCUGGCGACGCGCACCGUAGGUUUGGUGCGAGUGGCAGGAACAGGCCGGGUCGGGCUGGCGACGCGCACCGUAGGUUUGGUGCGAGUGGCAGGAACAGGCCGGGUCGGGCUGGCGACGCGCACUGUAGGUUUGGUGCGAGUGGCAGGAACAGGCCGGGUCGGGCUGGCGACGCGCACCGUAGACUUGGUGCGGGUGGCAGGAACAGGCCGGGUCGGGCUGGCGACGCGCACCGUAGACUUGGUGCGGGUGGCAGGAACAGGCCGGGCUGGGCUGACGACGCACACCGUAGGCUUGGUGCGUGGAGCGGGAACAGGCCGGGCUGGGCUGUCGACGCACACCGUAGGCUUGUUGCGUGGAGCAGGGACAGGCCGGACUGGGCUGGCGACGCACACCGUAGGCUUGGUGCGUGGAGCAGGGACAGGCCGGACAGGGCUGGCGACGCACACCGUAGGCUUGGUGCGUGGAGCAGGGACAGGCCGGGCUGGGCUGACGACGCACACCGUAGGCUUGGUGCGUGGAGCGGGAACAGGCCGGGCUGGGCUGUCGACGCACACCGUAGGCUUGUUGCGUGGAGCAGGGACAGGCCGGACUGGGCUGGCGACGCAGACCGUAGGCUUGGUGCGUGGAGCAGGGACAGGCCGGGCUGGGCUGGCGACGCACACCGUAGGCUUAUUGCGUGGAGCAGGGACAGGCCGGACCGUACUGGGAACACACACCACUGGCUUUAAACGGGGAUCAGGAACGGGCCGGACCGGACUGGCAAUACACCUCAGUACCUCUCGCCGUGCCUCUACGACUUCCUUCCCUCCUCUCGCCAAUGGCUCCCGUAACCCGGUGGCCUUCUCUCCUCGUCUCCUAUUUCGCCCUGUGGCAGCCUCCUGCUGCCCAGUCGCCCACGCCGUGUGCCCCCCCCUAAAAAAUUAUUGGGGGUGCCUCCCGUCCGUCCGACGAUGGCACUGCUGACGCCGCUGCUCCUCUCCUGCCUGGGUCUCCCCCUUCAUAGCCCUCCGGUACCGGACGGCCUCCUCCUCGGUAAUCUGCCCCCAACCGAGGAGGACAUCCACCAGCGUCACCUCCUGCGUUUGUUCCUGGACACGCUGCUUGGUCGUUGUAUGGUGGGUUUUUCUGUCACGAUCGUCUGGGUAAGGAGUAGACCAAUACGCAGCGUGUUGAGCGAACAUGAUUGACUUUAUUAUACUAACGCACAAAAACCAAAACAAUAGACGACUCGUGAAGUCCACAGUAACAAUGACCGUAAAGGAACAAAAACCCACAAACCCAAAGUGAAACACAGACAGUUAAAUAUGGCUCCCAAUCAGAGACAACCAGCAAACAGCUGACACUCGUUGCCUCUGAUUGGGAGUCACUCAGUCACACAUAGAAAUGAACACAACAGAAAUACCAACAUAGAAAUACACCCAAUGAAUGAACACACCCUGGCUCAACAUAAUGAGUCCCAGAACCAGGGUGUGACAUCCGUAAAGGUUUGUUGUGUUAUAACCUCAGGACUUCACGUAUCGUUCAUUUGUUGUUUUGUUCGUGUAAGUACUAAUAAAAGAUGUACGCUUAUCACGCUGCGCCUUGGUCCGUCUCAUCCAUUAACGAUCGUGACAUUUAUGUAACGUCAUUAGCUAAACAUUUGGAAAUCAGUGUUCUCAUUUGAGAUGGUCUUAUUCAAUGACUAGAUGUCACUUGAAAUGAUCUACUGUUCCAAAGUACUUUCCUCAGCUGCUUUUAUGAUGAAUUGAUGUCAGUAAAUGUUGAUGAUCACUGAUAACUUGUCUCUGAUACAGCCUCCACCACUCCCUCAACUUGUAAUACUUGUUUUGAAACAGCAGCACUUUAAUUGUCCAAGUCAAAUUUCCCUUCAGGGACAAUUAAGUAUACUGAACAAAAAUCUAAACGCAACAUGCAACAAUUUCAAAGAUUGUACUGAGUUACAGUUCAUAUAAGAACUCAGUCAAUUGAAAUAAAUAAAUUAGGCCCUAAUCUAUGGAUUUCACAUGACUGGGAAUACAGAUAUGCAUCUGUUGGUCACAGAUACCUUAAAAGAAAAAGUAGGGUCUCCCAAGUGGCACAGCGGUCUAAGGCGUCACUACAGAUCCAGGUUCGAUCCCGAGCUGUGUCGCAGCCGGCCGCGAUCGGGAGACCCAUGAGGCGACACACAAUUGGCCCAGCGUCGUCCGGGUUAGGGGAGGGUUUGGCUGGCCAGGAUGUCCUUGUCCCAUCACGCACUAGCGACUCCUGUGGCGGGCCGGGCGCAGUGCACGCUGACUCGGUCACCAGUUGUACGGUGUUUCCUCCGACACAUUGGUGCGGCUGGCUUCCGGGUUAAGCGAGCAGUGUGUCAAGAAGCAGUGCGGCUUUGCAGGGUCGUGUUUCGGAGGACACAUGGCUCUCGACCUUCGUCUCUCCCGAGUCCGUACAGGAGUUGCAGCGAUGGGACAAGACUGUAACUACCAAUUGGAUAUCACAAAGUUGGGGCGUGGAUCAGAAAACCAGUCAGUAUCUGGUGUGACCACCAUUUGCCUCAUGCAGCGCGACACAUCUCUUUCACAUAGAGUUGAUCAGGCUGAUUGUGGAAUGUUGUCCGACUCCUCUUCAAUGGCUGUGCAAUUUUGCUGGAUAUGGGCGAGAACUGGAACAUGCUGUCGUACACGUCGAUCCAGAGCAUCCUAUACAUGCUCAAUGGGUGACAUGUCUGGUGAGUAUGCAAGCCAUGGAAGAAGUGGGACAUUUUCAGCUUCCAGAAAUUGUGUACAGAUCCUUGCGACAUGGGGCAGUGCAUUAUCAUGCUGAAACAUGAGGUGAGGGCAGUGGAUGAAUGGCACGACAAUGGGCCUCAGGAUCUCAUCACGGUAUCUCUGUGCAUUCAAAUUGCCAUUGCUAAAAUGCAAUUGUGUUCGUUGUCUGUAGCUCAUGCCUGCCUAUACCAUUACCCCACCGCCACAAUGGGGCACUCAGUUCACAACGUUGACAUCAACAAACCGCUCACUCACACGACGCCAUACACGUGGUCUGCGGUUGUGAGGCCGUUGGACAUACUGCCAAAUUCUCUAAAACAAUAUUGGAGGUGGCUUAUGGUAGAGUAAUGAACAUUCAAUUCUCUGGCAACAGCUCAGGUGGACAUUCCUGCAGUCAGCAUACCAAUUGCACGCUCCUUCAAAACUUUAGACAUCUGUGGCAUUGUGUUGUGUGACAAAACUGCACAUUUUAGAGUGGCCUUUUAUUGUCCCAAGCACAAGGUGCACCUGUGUAAUAAUGAUCAUGCUGUUUAAUCAGCUUCUUGAUAUGCCACACCUGUCAGGUGGAUGGAUUAUCUUGGCAAAGGAGAAAUGCUCGCUAACAGGCAUGUAAACAAAUGUACGCACAACAUUUGAGAGAAAUAAGCUUUUUGUGAGUAUGGAAAAUUUCUAGGAUAUUGUAUUUCAGCUCAUAAACCAUGGUAUUAACACUACAUGCGUUUAUAUUUUUGUUUUAGUAUAUUUUAUAUCACUUCAUCUUUCUUUCUAUCGUCCUUCUCCUUCCGCCUCAGACGUCCAACACCUUGUCGUGGGCGUUGUACCACUUAGCUCGCGACACUGCGUCCCAGGACAUGCUGUACCGUGAGAUCAUGUCCGUGUGUCCAGGAAGACAGCAGCCCAGAUCAGAGGACGUGAGCAGGAUGCCCUACCUGAAGGCUGUCAUCAAGGAGACUCUGAGGUGAAUACACGCACAUAGGCACGGAUGCACACGUUCACACACGCAGGUUCUGAGGUGAACACACGCACAUGCACACAUGCACACACAUACACACACACACACAUACAUCAAGAAUGGCGACCUGCAACUGGCCUCUUGUUUUGAGCAUGCCUGGUCAAAGAGAGUUUGUGCGCGUGUGUUUGCUUGCAUUUUCCUUGCCCUAAUUAUACUGAUAAUGACUGAUAAGUGAGAUAACGUGUUGGCAUUUCGUGCAGAUGUUCAAGGUGGAGGCAUGGGGCAUGUUUUUCAGACAGUUAAUAUAAGGAGGAGGGGUGGGCAGCAAUGUCCUUAUAUAACCUGAACGGUGUGUUCAAAUUUGAAUUGUCACAUGCUUCGUAAACAACAGAUGUAUACUAACAGUGAAAUGCUUACUUACGGGCCCUUCCCAACAAUGCAGAAGUAAAAAAUUGUAACACGAGGAUAAUACAUUUACAUUUUAGUCAUUUAGCAGACGCUCUUAUCCAGAGCGACUUACAGUUAGUGAAUACAUUUUUUUUUUUAUACUGGCCCCCCGUGGGAAUCGAACCCACAACCCUGGCGUUGCAAACGCCAUGCUCUACCAACUGAGCUACAUCCCUGCCGGCCAUUCCCUCCCCUCCCCUACCCUGGACGACGCUGGGCUAAUUGUGCGCCGCCCCAUGCGUCUCCCGGUCACAGCCGGCUAUGACAGAGCCUGGAUUCAAACCAGGAUCUCUAGUGGCACAGCUAGCACUGCGAUGCAGUGCCUUAGACCACUGCGCCACUCGGGAGACGCCAUAUGAGUAAUACACAAUGAGUAAUGAUAACUUGGCUAUAUACACGGGGUACCAGUACUGACUCGAUGUGCAGGGGUACGAGGUAAUUGAGGUAGAUAUGUACAUAUAGGUAGGGGUAAAGUGACUAGGCAACAGGAUAGAUAAUAGUAGUAGCAGCAGCGUAUGUGAUGAGUGUGGAAGUGUGUGUGUGUGGCAAAUGUGUGCCUGUGUAUACGUGUUAUCUGUGGGUGUGUGUGUGUGCAUGUCAAAUCAAAUCAAAUUUUAUUUGCCACAUGCGCCGAAUACAACAUGUGUAGACCUUACAGUGAAAUGCUUACUUACAAGCCCUUAACCAACAAUGCAUUUUUUAAAUAAAGAGAGAAAAAAGUGUCAAGUAAAAAAUAGAAAAUAGCAAAUAAUUAAAGAGCAGCAGUAAAAUAAAAUAACAGUAGGGAGGCUAUAUACAGGGGGUACCGGUACAGAGUCAAUGUGCGGGGGCAACGGUUAGUCGAGUUAAUUGAGGUAAUAUGUACAUGUGGGUAGAGUUAAAGUGACUAUGCAUAAAUAAUAAACAGAGUAGCAGCAGCGUAAAAGAGGGGGUUGGGGUGGGGGGGCAAUGCAAAUAGUACGGGUAGCCAUGAUUAGCUGUUCAGGAGUCUUAUGGCUUGGGGGUAGAAGCUGUUAAGAAGCCUUUUGGACAUAGACUUGGCGCUCUGGUACCGCUUGCCGUGCGGUAGCAGAGAGAACAGUAUAUGACUAGGGUGGCUGGAGUCUUUGACAAUUUUUAGGGCCCUCUGACACCGCCUGGUAUAGAGGUCCUGGAUGGCAGGAAGCUUGGCCCCAGUGAUGUACUGAGCCGUAUGACUACCCUCUGUAGUGCCUUGCGGUCGGAGGCCAAGCAGUUGCCAUACCAGGCGGUGAUGCAACCAGUCAGGAUGCCCUCGAUGGUGCAGCUGUAUAACUUUUUGAGGAUCUGAGGACCCAAGCCAAAUCUUUUCAGUCUCCUGAGGGGGAAUAGGCUUUGUCGUGCCCUCUUCACGACUGUCUUGGUGUGUUUGGACCAUGAUAGUUUGUUGGUGAUGUGGACACCAAGGAACUUGAAGCUCUCAACCUGUUCCACUACAGCCCCGUUGAUGAGAAUGGGGGCGUGCUCAGUCCUCUUUUUUUCCCCUGUAGUCCACAAUCAUCUCCUUUGUCUUGAUCACGUUGAGGAAGAGGUUGUUAUCCUGGCACCACACGGCCAGGUCUCUGACCUCCUCCCUAUAGGCUGUCUCAUCGUUGUCGGUGAUCAGGCCUACCACUGUUGUGUUGUCUGCAAACUUAAUGAUGGUGUUGGAGUCGUGCCUGGCCAUGCAGUCAUGGGUGAACAGGGAGUACAGGAGGGGACUGAGCACGCACCCCUGAGGGGCCCCCGUGUUGAGGAUCAGCUUGGCAGAUGUGUUGUUACCUACCCUUACCACCUGGGGGCGGCCCAUCAGGAAGUCAGGAUCCAGUUGCAGAGGGAGGUGUUUAGUCCCAGGGUCCUUAGCUUAGGGAUGAGCUUUGAGGGCACUAUGGUGUUGAACGCUGAGCUGUAGUCAAUGAAUAGCAUUCUCACCUAGGUGUUCCUCUUGUCCAGGUGGGAAAGGGCAGUGUGGAGUGCAAUAGAGAUUGCAUCAUCUGUGGAUCUGUUGGAGCGGUAUGCAAAUUGGAAUGGGUCUAGGGUUUCUGGAAUAAUGGUGUUGAUGUGAGCCAUGACCAGCCUUUCAAAGCACUUCAUGGCUACAGACGUGAGUGCUACGGGUCGGUAGUCAUUUAGGCAGGUUAUCUUAGUGUUCUUGGGCACAGGGACUAUGGUGGUCUGCUUGAAACAUGUUGGUAUUACAGACUCACAUUGGCUACGGAGAGCGUGAUCACAUAGUCAUCCGGAACAGCUGAUGCUCUCAUGCAUGCUUCAGUGUUGCUUGCCUCGAAGCGAGCAUAGAAGUGAUUUAGCUCAUCUGGUAGGCUUGUGUCACUGGGCAGCUCGCGGCUAUGGGUCGGUAGUCCCGUAGCCGCGAGUGUGAGUGUGUGGGUAGAGUCCAGUGUGUGUGCAUAGAAUCAAAAAGAGUGUGCAAAAAGGUUCAAUGACGAUAGUCCGGGUAGCUAUAUGGUUAACUAUUUAGCAGUCAUGGCUUGGGGGUAGAAGCUGUUCAGGAGCCUUUUGGUCCCAGACUUAGUGCUCCGGUACCGUUUGCUGUGCGGUAGCAGAGCGAACAGUCGAUGACUUGGGUGGCUGGAGUCUUUGACAAUUUUUAGGGCCUUCCUCUGAUACCGCCUGGUAUAGAGGUCCUGGAUGACAGGGACACCGGCCCCCUCCACCUCUUCCUAUAUGGUCAUAGCCAUUCCUCCUGUGUGUUCUUGAUUUUCUAAUGAUUAAAAUGCUCAAUAACAACAUCUAGGUCAGAAUCUCAACCUGCCUUUGCCAACUCUAUUGUAUUUAGGUGUAUUAAAACUUUACUAAAUACCAAUGCUAAGUACCUUAGUAUACUGAACAUUCCUAGCCACACAAAGGUUUAUAUAAGGCAGUCCUACAGAGGCUCCCAUGUUGCUGAAGCUGUUCUCUCUGCAGGAUGUACCCUGUAGUUCCAGGGAAUGGCCGUCUGACAGUAGACAAUGAAGUUGUUGUGGACAACUACUGGUUCCCAAAGAAGGUAGGGCAGGCGAUGAAGAGAGAAAGGUAUCAACACCCCUCUCUCUCAUCAACUUUGUCAAUACUUACGAAAUCUCUAUUUUUUACCGAAGGAUGUGAUGUGAUUUCCAUGAAAUUCUGUCAGUUUCCUAAGGAAUGUCAGUCUCGCUUUACUUCCUGUAUGUCUCCUUCUUCCUAUUCCCCUCUGUCAGACCCAGUUCCAUCUGUGUCACUAUGCUACCAGUCAUGACGAGGGGGAGUUUGUGGAUGCAGAGUGUUUCAGGCCUGAGCGUUGGCUGAGAGUGGGUCCAGAGUCGUACCAACACCACCCCUACAGCUCUAUACCCUUCGGGGUGGGCGUGAGAGCCUGUGUGGGCAAGAGAGUGGCAGAGCUAGAGAUGCACUUUGCCCUCUCCAGGGUGAGUAAGAGUAUUCCAUUGUGAUUUUCAAGGAAGUGUUGAGUAAUAAAAAGCCGUCAGUGCCAAAGAGAUAUUAUCACAGACUGUUGGAGGGGAUUGUUGUUGGAUUUCGUCCAUCUUCUGUGGUGAUUUGCUCAUGUUAAAUCCCCUGAAGCAAUCUGAGAGAGUGCGGGAACUUAAGUGUGCAACACUUACAACAGGGGUGACGAACCGCAUUUUUAUGAGCGGGGCCAUAUUCUCCUUUCACUGUCUCAGUUGGCAAAAUUUGGCAUGGGACGUUAUAAAGACUUAAUUUUAUGGCUGUAAACUGAUUCUCUGGCUAGAGAGACAUCAGACAACCAGGUAGCUCAUUAACACUAAACCCUUGAUCUUGAACUCUUGUCUUCCCUCUACAGCUGAUGCAGCAUUAUGAGAUCCAGCCAGAGGAUGGGGCCCCAACCACAGAGCCCAAGACUAGAACACUGCUCAUCCCGUCCAAACCCAUCAACCUGCGCUUCCUACCCCGAGCCUGAGGAGGGUGCCAGAGAGGUAUAGACAGGGAUUGACAGGAGGGUCUGGUGUUGUGCUGUGCUGUGGUAACCUCCAGUCCCCUAGAUCCCCUUAAACAUAGGAAGAAGUUUGGGCAUGGGGGUGCUUGAGGGUGGGGAAUGCUGAAAAAUAAAGUUGGCUCGUGCUCCAGACUGCUAUAUCGUUCCACUAAUACAGUACUAGUAAAGGCCCAGUGCACUAC
Molecule: messenger RNA, 42155 nt
Organism: Coregonus sp. 'balchen'
Lineage: Eukaryota; Metazoa; Chordata; Actinopteri; Salmoniformes; Salmonidae
Source: the annotation of a GenBank genome assembly